Molecule: messenger RNA, 2335 nt
Organism: Ipomoea triloba (trilobed morning glory)
Lineage: Eukaryota; Viridiplantae; Streptophyta; Magnoliopsida; Solanales; Convolvulaceae
Product: peroxisomal acyl-coenzyme A oxidase 1-like
Exons: 14
Coding region: 82-2076 (664 amino acids)
Biological process (GO): fatty acid beta-oxidation using acyl-CoA oxidase; lipid homeostasis; long-chain fatty acid metabolic process
Cellular component (GO): peroxisome
Molecular function (GO): fatty acid binding; FAD binding; acyl-CoA oxidase activity
Source: RefSeq, a predicted model, not a curated record
UCGCCAUUAAACUGUUUCCUUGCACAAAAUUCUUCAUUUCGGCUUUCAAUUUUCGUGUGUGGUGGUUGAGCUGAGGGGAAGAUGGAGGGAGUGGAUUACUUAGCCGGCGAGAGGAGGAAGGCGGGGUUCGACGUUGACGAAAUGAAGAUCGUCUGGGCCGGCUCUCGCCACGCCUUCCAACUCUCCGAUCGAAUCUCCAAACUCGUCGCAAGUGAUCCUGCAUUUAGUAAGGAUGGCAGGACCACGAUGCCUAGGAAGGAGCUGUUUAAAAAUACCUUAAGGAAGGCAACUUAUGCAUGGAAACGGAUCAUUGAACUCCGUCUUACUGAGGAAGAGGCAACUAAACUUAGGGUCUAUGUAGAUGAGCCUGCUUUUACAGAUCUUCAUUGGGCGAUGUUUAUUCCAGCUAUUAAAGGAUCUGGCUCGGAGGAACAGCAACAGAAGUGGUUGCCGUUGGCCUACAAGAUGCAAAUAAUUGGCUGCUAUGCACAAACUGAACUUGGCCAUGGUUCCAAUGUCCAAGGCCUAGAAACCACUGCCACAUUUGAUCCCCAAACAGAUGAAUUUAUUAUUCAUAGUCCUACAUUGACUUCAAGCAAGUGGUGGCCUGGUGGAUUGGGUAAAAUCGCUACCCACGCUGUUGUUUAUGCUCGUCUUAUAACAGAGGGUAAAGACCAUGGGGUUCAUGGAUUUAUUGUUCAACUCCGGAGCUUGGAGGACCAUAAACCUCUUCCUGGUAUAACUGUUGGAGAUGUUGGAAUGAAAUUUGGAAAUGGUGCAUAUAACACCAUGGACAAUGGGGUGUUGAGAUUUGAUCAUGUGCGUAUUCCGAGAGAUCAGAUGUUGAUGAGGGUUUCACAAGUUACAAGAGAGGGGAAAUAUGUGCAAUCUAAUAUUCCUCGACAGAUUCUUUAUGGGACUAUGGUGUUUGUCCGACAAACCAUUGUAUCAGAUGCUUCUUCUGCUUUGUCCCGUGCAGUAUGCAUUGCUACUAGAUAUAGUGCUGUGCGUAGACAAUUUGGUUCACAAGAUGGUGGACAGGAAACACAGGUAAUAGACUAUAAAACACAGCAGAGUAGGCUCUUCCCUUUGUUGGCUUCUGCCUAUGCCUUCAGAUUUGUUGGCGAGUGGCUUAAAUGGUUGUACACCGAUGUAACCCAAAAACUGCAAGCUGGUGACUUCUCGACAUUGCCCGAGGUUCAUGCAUGUACUGCAGGGUUGAAGUCUUUGACUACUUCUGCUACAGCUGAUGGAAUUGAAGAAUGCCGCAAAUUAUGCGGAGGUCAUGGCUAUUUGUGUAGCAGUGGGCUUCCAGAAUUAUUUGCUGUUUAUGUCCCUGCUUGUACUUAUGAAGGAGAUAAUGUCGUGUUACUUCUACAAGUUGCUCGGUUUCUCGUGAAGACUGUUUCACAGCUGGGAUCUGGUAAACAGCCUGUGGGGACUAUAGCUUAUAUGGGGAGAAUCGAGCAUCUAAUGCAAUGUCGUUCCAAUGUUCAGCAAGCCGAGGACUGGCUGAAGCCUAGUGCAGUUUUGGAGGCUUUUGAAGCGAGGGCCGCAAGAAUGUCUAUUUCAUGUGCGAGGAACGUGAGCAAGUUUGCCAAUCCAGAAGAUGGUUUUGCUGAACUCUCGGUUGAUUUGGUAGAAGCAGCAGUUGCUCACUGCCAACUAAUUGUCGUCUCCAAGUUUAUCGAAAAAUUACAGCAAGACAUUCCGGGGAAAGGGGUGAGGCAGCAGCUGGAAGCUCUUUGCAGCGUCUACGCUCUCUUCCUCCUCCAUAAACACCAAGGCGAUUUCCUCGCCACCGGCUACAUAACGCCAAAGCAGGCCUCGCUUGCCAAUGACCAGCUCCGAGCUUUGUACACCCAGGUGCGCCCGAAUGCUAUUGCACUCGUUGAUGCAUUUAACUACACUGACCACUUCCUUGGCUCGAUUCUUGGUCGCUACGAUGGGAAUGUGUACCCAAAACUUUACGAGGAGGCUUGGAAAGAUCCCUUGAACGCAACAGUCGUGCCCGAUGGCUACCAUGAAUACAUCAGGCCGCUCCUGAAGCAACAACUGCGAAGCGCCAGACUAUGAUCGAAGCGCCAUCGAAUAUAUCUCCAGUGUUACUAUAUAAAUGGAAACCCAUUCUGCUAUUAUAGACUUAUAAUAAACUUUAUCUUUGUAGCAAAAAUAACAACAAUAACAAUAGUAAUAAUACCCAUUUUGUGUAUCAGGUUUUAUGAUUGAGCAACUAUCCAUAUUUAGGGAAAAGAAUAAUGUUGUACUGAGCACUUAAGAAGUAGUAAUAUUUUUCACUUGUUUGGUCUUGAUAAUAAAAUAUACCCAUUUUGUA